Molecule: messenger RNA, 831 nt
Organism: Penicillium olsonii
Lineage: Eukaryota; Fungi; Ascomycota; Eurotiomycetes; Eurotiales; Aspergillaceae
Source: the annotation of a GenBank genome assembly
AUGGAAUAUCAUCUAACCUCAACAGGCCGAGCAGAUACAGAAUCCGAAAGCGCCUUCCAAACCGCCCGCCGCGAAGCAUACGAGGAAAUCGGUCUCCCCGAUACCGCGACCCUCCCACCCCCCUUCCGCGUGGAGCACCUCUGCGAGCUGCCGGCCAAUCUUGCCAAAACGGAGCUGGUGGUGCGUCCCUGCGUCGCGCUGCUGCACGGUUAUGAUCCUGGCACCGGGCUGAGUGCGGAUCCGGAGUCGCUAAUUCCUACUUUGGAUGCGCGCGAGGUCGCGGCGGUGUUUACGGCGCCGCUGGGGGGCUUUUUGAAGAGUCGGCUGGGGAGGGAGGAGUGGUAUCGGGGAGCUUGGAGUUUGUGGCAUAGUGAGGACUGGAGGAGUAAGUUUAUUUUUUAUUUUGUUAAUUGUGUGAUUUUUGUUUUAUUUUUGUUUAUUCUUGGGUUUGUGAAGGAGUAUAGAGUGGAGAUGAACACAUGGAUUGUCACACCAUGGCGUCUUUGUUUCUCAUUUCCUUCUAUUUUCGAUUUCGAUUUCGAUUUCUAUUGGAAUCCCAGGCCUGACGACGCCACAGUGCACCAGUUCUUUGUUCGGCAAAAGACCGCGACAGCCACGGAAGUAUAUCGCAUCUUCGGCAUGACGGCUCGCAUCCUCGUCGAUGCAGCUCGGCUGGGAUAUGCGCAGGAACCGGACUUCGAGCAUAACAGCCACUUUGGGGAUGAGGAGAUGAUCGCCAAGCUGCGCCGCCUAGGGCGAUUGAGCGCCGUUCGUAAGCCCUCGGAUCAAUUGACCCGCCAGACGAUGGAGAAGGCAGCCAAACUUAGCUAG